Molecule: messenger RNA, 3177 nt
Organism: Aspergillus neoniger CBS 115656
Lineage: Eukaryota; Fungi; Ascomycota; Eurotiomycetes; Eurotiales; Aspergillaceae
Product: replication factor C subunit 1
Exons: 5
Coding region: 1-3177 (1058 amino acids)
Biological process (GO): DNA replication; DNA repair
Cellular component (GO): DNA replication factor C complex; nucleus
Molecular function (GO): DNA binding; ATP binding; ATP hydrolysis activity
Source: RefSeq, a predicted model, not a curated record
AUGCCUGCUGAUAUUCGGAGCUUUUUUGGCGGCAAGUCUAGUCAAGGCUCCAACCCAUCUCCCGCAAAGCCCGCGCCGAAGAAAGAGGAGCCUUCUACGAGAAAAAAGAGGACUAGAAAGGUUGUAGACGACAGUGAUGAGGAAGAGGUUGUCGCUACCAAGACCGCAAGCCCGAAAGUGAAGGCUCCGAGCAAGCCGUAUCCAGAAGUAUCGAAGGGUGAACCCACAACUUCGUCAGACUAUUUCGCAUCUAGCAAGAAGAGAGGCAGGCCUGCCAAGGAGACCAAGACAUCCCAGCCUGCUGCCACUGAAGAACCUGAAGCGAAGCCGUCCCCGAAACCGAACAAGUCUACGAGCACCGAAAAACCUGCACCAAGACCUCAACGCGGUACACGAAAGGCUACCACAAUCGUUGAAGACGAUGAACUCGGUGACGAUGACAUCCAUGCGACAGAGUACAAGAAACCAGGCAGGGGGGAUGAUGAUUAUGUCGAGGAAGAGGACAAAGAGAGUGACAGUGAUUUCGAGGAACUUGCGGUAAAACCAGCCAGCGCCGCCUCCGGAAGACAGGGACGAAGGAAGCAGGCAGCUGCUGAAUCGGAUGAGGAUGUGGUUAUGGAGGAUCUGCCCAAGCGACCUUCCAGAGCUGCCAAGUCAGCCGCCUCUCAACCAGCGCGCAAACGCAAAUCCGAAGUUCUCGAGAAGGACGAGGAUUACGACACCAAAACUAGUCCUAAGAAGGCUGCGGAGACGAAAGCCGCUCCCCGUACCCCUAAGAAGCCAAGGGCAUCUGCCAAAACAGAUCGACCUGAAAGCAAGGAGAUCCAGGAUAUAUUCGACAGCAUACCUACGAUCAGACCACCCUCUCCUCCGCGCGAGACUGGUGAAAAGGCCAAGUUCAACUACGCUGCUCACGCACAGCGCUCGCGGUCGCCAGUAGCUGGGGGGGCGGACAUACCACAAGGAGCGGAAAAUUGUCUUGCAGGGCUUUCUUUCGUGUUCACUGGUGUCUUGGAUACGCUCGGCCGCGACGAAGGGCAAAACCUCGUGAAGAAAUAUGGUGGUAAAGUUACUGGGGCACCUAGUUCCAAAACCAGCUAUGUUGUCCUGGGAGCGGAUGCCGGACCCAAGAAGCUGGCAACGAUUAAGCAGCACAACCUAAAGACAAUCAACGAGGAGGGGCUAUUCGAGCUUAUCCGUCGACUUCCAGCCAAUGGUGGAGAUGGGAAAGCGGCAGAGCAACAUGAGGCGAAAAAGAAAGCCGAGGAAGAAAAGAUUCGCGCGAUGGCAGCUGAGAUCGACCGCGAGGAGAAGCGCAAGGCGGCGGCUGCGCGCAACACGGCUCCCUCAGGACCUCAACCGCCUUCAAGCUCGCAAAGUACGACGCAAAGCACGAAGACUGACGACCGCCUGUGGACCACCAAAUAUGCGCCGACAUCGAUGAAUAUGAUUUGUGGUAACAAAGGUGUUGUCGAGAAACUACAGAACUGGCUUCGCGACUGGCACAAAAAUGCCAAGGCUGGAUUCAACAAGCCAGGGAAGGAUGGAUCAGGAAUGUAUCGCUCUGUCAUGAUUCACGGACCGCCUGGAAUUGGCAAGACCACAGCAGCACACCUGGUGGCAAAGCUAGAAGGGUACGAUGUCGUGGAGACGAAUGCAAGCGACACAAGAAGCAAGAAGCUCGUGGAAAACGGCCUUCUCGGUGUUUUGGAUACGACCUCGCUACAAGGCUACUUUUCAGGUGUUGGGAAGAAGGUGGAAAGUGCGAAGAAGAACUUGGUCCUCAUCAUGGAUGAAGUUGACGGCAUGUCCGCCGGUGAUAGAGGUGGUGUAGGAGCACUCGCCUCCAUCGCCAAGAAGACUCACAUCCCGCUGAUUUUGAUCUGUAAUGAGCGAAGGCUCCCGAAAAUGAAGCCUUUCGAUCAUGUCACAUAUGAACUUCCGUUCAGGCGGCCGACGGCCGAGCAGAUUAGAGCCCGACUGUCGACCAUCUGCUUCCGCGAGGGCUUGAGGAUCCCGCCUCAGGUCUUGGACAGUCUGAUUGAAGGCACCAACGCGGACAUCCGGCAAGUUAUCAACAUGCUUUCAACCGUGAAGUUAGACCAGACAAACCUAGACUUCGAAAAGGGGAAGCAAAUGUCUAAAGCAUGGGAAAAGCACAUCGUUCUGAAGCCCUGGGAUAUUGUCGGCAAGAUUCUCAGUGCGCAAAUGUUCUCGCCCAGCUCAAAGGCUACGUUGAAUGAUAAAAUCGAACUCUACUUCAACGAUCACGAGUUCAGUCCUCUGAUGCUUCAAGAGAACUAUCUGAAAACACGACCGGCGUUGACUGGCGCCUAUCAUGGCAGAGAACAGAAGCUGAAACAGCUUGAACUAAUGGACAACGCUGCUUCAAGCAUCAGUGAUGGUGAUCUCGUUGACAAGAUGAUUCAUGGUACUCAGCAGCAAUGGAGUCUGAUGCCUACCCAUGCCGUGUUCAGUUUUGUCCGGCCAGCCAGCUUUACGUACGGAAACAUGAUGGAGCGGCCCGGGUUUACUAGUUGGCUGGGACAGAACAGUAAACAAGGCAAGCUUUGGCGUUACAUCAAAGAAAUUCAGGGUCAUAUGCGUCUUCGCGCAUCUGGUGAUCGAGAUGAGAUCCGACAACAGUAUAUGCCGCUCCUCUGGGACAGGCUAGUCCGCCGAUUAAUGGUGGAAGGCAAGGAUAGUGUCGACGAUGUCAUUGAUUUCAUGGACAGCUAUUUCCUUACGCGCGAGGACUGGGAUGCCUUGGUAGAACUUGGGCUGGGACCUAUGGAUGAAUCCAAUGUGAAGCUGCAGACACAGACGAAAGCAGCAUUCACACGGAUUUAUAACCAGCGCUCCCAUCCCCUCCCCUUCAUCAAGGCCAGCAGUAUUGCUGCUCCGAAGAAGAUGCCGAAAGAGAAGCCUGACAUCGAAGAUGCCAUUGAGGAGUCGGAUGAGGAAGAGGUGCUCGAAGACGACUCAAAGGACAACGACGAGAACGAAGAGCUCGAUUUGAAGAAGGACAAGUAUGUUCGCGUGCCCAAGAAGGCUGCGAAGGGCGGAGCAGCCAAAGGAAAGAAAUCGAAGAAGGCAGCAGCGGGCGAUGAUGAUUUUAUCGACGACGAGGAAGAGAAACCCAAGAAGGCUCGAGGCCGGAAACCCAAGGCCAAAUGA